AUGAAGUUUUCGCACUCGCUGAAGUACAAUGCGGUCCCUGACUGGCAGGAACACUACCUGAACUAUUCGCAGCUCAAAAAGCUUAUUUACUCGCUGCAGGCGCAGGACUUGCAGGUGGUGGAUGAGGGCGGCCGCGUGGACACGGAGCGGUUGAACGCGCUGGAGGGAUCGUCCAAAGCGCUCAAGAAGCUCAAAGGCAAGUUCCAGCUGGGGAGGAGCGGCAAGAACGGCAAGGGCAGGAAGGCCGGGGAGGGCGACGCCGAUGCGGAGGGAGACGUGCAGGUCGAGACGUUCGAGCUGAGCGACAUAAAGAAGAAAUCUGCGCAAAACAAGCUGCAGGCGCUUGUUGACUUCGACCGCCGGUCCUCCCUUUCCAGCGACAGGACGCUUUUCAACCCACAGGACACCUUUCUCAGCAAGCUGAUCGAUGAGAGGUCCAAGAUUGAUGACUUUUACAAGAAGCUCGAGGCGCAGCUCUACGGCCGCUUUGCCACGGUGGUGUCGGAUCUCCAGAAGUCUGGAGCUCUGGUGGACACCCACUCCAGACCGCACGGCGGCGACGGCGAUGGCGGCGACCACGAGUCAUUCGAGCUGCGCACCCAGCCGGAACAUCAGUUGCGCAGGCGCGAGUCCUUGGCCUCUAAGCGCACAACAAAUGACUCCCUGGCUCCAGGACGCGCGUCGCAGCCCGAGGACGACGAGGAAGAAGACGAGGAAGAGGAAUUUGACGAGCACACUCAUGAAAAUACGGCCCUGCUGAACUACUCCGACUUCAACGUCAAAAGCCAGAAGAAAGCCAUCAUAAAGAAGAAUCUGAUUGACCUCUACGUCGAUCUGGUCCAGCUCAAGUCAUUCAUCGAGCUCAACCGUAUUGGGUUCUUUAAAAUCACCAAGAAGUUCGACAAAACCUUGGAAUGCAAUGUGAGAAAUGAGCUCAUCGAGUCCGGUGAGUUCUUCAAGGACACCUACGUUUUCCAGCCCCUGACGCUCGAAGUGCUGGACUCUAAAAUCACAAAGGUUAUUGAGUUUUACGCCUUUAUUACCAACGCGGACCUGGCUCUGUGCAAGGAAGAGCUGAGAUCCUACUUGCGCGACUUCAUUGUGUGGGAAAGAAACACAGUGUGGAAAGAUAUGCUUGGACUGGAGUCUCAAAACAACACGAUCGCUUCCGCUGGCAGACCUAACGCUAAAGGCGAUAUUGGCGCUUUGGAAAGCAACACACAUCUUGAAUAUCGCACCUGGAAUCUGCCAAAGCCAAUUAAAUGCCGCUACUUCACCUGGAGCUGCAUAAAAGUCCCCCAAUUAUUCUUCACACUAAAAGCCCUAAAACUGUACAUUAUCAUUGCCUGCACCAUUAUUUUGUUGGCGGUACCAACAUUCAAUGACGAGGCUCAACACCGCUGCAUGGCCCUUGUUGCGUGUGUAGCAUUUUUAUGGGCAUCCGAAGCUUUGCCGCUGUUCGUCACGGCAUUGUUAGUGCCCCUGCUGGUGGUCUUGUUCCGCGUUAUGAAGAGCGAUGGGAAAGUAAUGAACGCAGCCGACGCCUCCAGCACCAUUUUGGCUAAAAUGUGGUCCUCGACUAUCAUGGUUCUUCUCGCUGGUUUCACUUUGGCAGCAGCAUUGUCAAAGUACAACAUCGCUAGAGUCUUAGCAUCUUAUCUUCUAACCUUUGCUGGUACUAAGCCUAGGAACGUGCUUCUCAUGAUUAUGGGAGUUUGCUUCUUCUUGUCCAUGUGGAUCUCGAACGUGGCAGCUCCUGUGUUGACCUACUCCUUAAUACAGCCUGUUUUGAAAUCCUUAGGAUAUGAAUCUCCCUUCGCGAAGGCUAUUGUAUUAGGCGUCGCACUUUCUGCCAAUGUCGGUGGUAUGGCCUCUCCCAUUGCCUCCCCUCAGAACAUUAUUGCAAUGGAUUACCUGAAGGAUUACAAUGUUGGGUGGGGCCAGUUUUUUGCCAUCGCUUUACCUUCAAGUUUUCUUGCUAUGUUGACGAUCUGGCUCCUACUGUUAUGCACGUUCAAAAUCAACGGAACUCAGCUCAAGAAGUACACUCCUAUCAAGGAAAAGUUCACACUAAAGCAGUACUACAUCAUGGUCGUGACUUUGGCUACCAUUUUGCUUUGGUGUGUGUUGAGCAAGCUGGAAAAUGUGUUUGGGUCAUCUGGCCAAAUCGCUGUUAUUCCUAUUGUCCUGUUCUUUGGGACGGGCUUACUUGGAACUCAGGACAUCAACAACUUUCCUUGGGCUAUUGUGAUUCUGGCAAUGGGAGGUAUCGCGCUUGGUGGUGCUGUGUCAUCUUCAGGUUUGCUGACUACAAUUGCCGGUGCUUUACAAAGGAGAGUCAUGGAUUUCCCACUGUACGCAGUCAUGGCCAUUUUCGGUAUCGUGAUGCUGGUGGUUGGCACUUUCGUAUCGCACACAGUUUCAGCCAUUAUCAUCAUUCCAUUGAUGCAGGAAGUAGGCGACAAGUUGCCAGGUGCUAAAUCCGCACCAAUUUUAGUCUUCGCAUGCACGCUUUUGUCGUCGUGUGGUAUGGGUCUGGCAUCUUCAGGGUUUCCUAAUGUCACUGCGAUAUCGAUGACAGAUGAAGUCGGAAACAGAUAUUUGACAGUAAACAAUUUCAUUACUCGAGGCGUGCCAGCGUCAUUUUUGGCCUUCAUCUGUGUGAUAACAUUAGGGUUUGGCAUCAUGAACUCGGUUCUCAAAGGAGUUUAA
Molecule: messenger RNA, 2712 nt
Organism: Lachancea thermotolerans CBS 6340
Lineage: Eukaryota; Fungi; Ascomycota; Saccharomycetes; Saccharomycetales; Saccharomycetaceae
Gene: PHO90
Product: SPX domain-containing inorganic phosphate transporter
Exons: 1
Coding region: 1-2712 (903 amino acids)
Biological process (GO): polyphosphate metabolic process; phosphate ion transport; monoatomic anion transmembrane transport
Cellular component (GO): membrane
Molecular function (GO): phosphate transmembrane transporter activity
Source: RefSeq, a predicted model, not a curated record